Macrosteles quadrilineatus (aster leafhopper) is the source of this 941-nucleotide messenger RNA. RefSeq names its product peptidoglycan-recognition protein LF-like. NCBI's taxonomy places the organism in Eukaryota, Metazoa, Arthropoda, Insecta, Hemiptera, Cicadellidae. The transcript is spliced from 3 exons. Gene Ontology annotation, biological process: peptidoglycan catabolic process. The coding region runs from base 264 to 830 and encodes 188 amino acids. Gene Ontology annotation, molecular function: zinc ion binding; N-acetylmuramoyl-L-alanine amidase activity. The record is from RefSeq and is a predicted model, not a curated record.
GUUCAGCUAUCAAAACUAACAUAGUUUUAUGAAUUGUAUGGCAUAAUAUCUACUUAACUAUCUUCACUAUAACUUAGUAAGUAAUUAGAAGAUAACGGACGGUGCAACAUGGUUUCAAACACUUCAAUGUUCCAAUUUAUUUCUAGCGCAAAAAUGUAAAACGAAUGUUUCCUUAGUUAACUACAAAUGGAAGUGACAAAACCUUCACAUUAGCUACUUAAUUUGUUUCAAUAUUUAAGCUUUCCACAACAUAAACAGUCAACAUGGGUGUGAAAAUGCAUCCCAAAAAUGUAGCAAUCAACAAAGAACUGCACAAAUAUCGUGAUUUGGAGGAGAUUCUGAAACCGUUCAACCUAGUGUACAGGGAUGAGUGGGAUGAUGAGCAACAGCUGGAGACAAGUGGAGCAGAUCUUGUGAAAGUUAGCACAGAAGUGUCAACUGUUGUGAUUCCUCCAUUGAAACAUCCCAUAUCUGCCGUGCUCUUCUCAUACACACAAACCCCUAUGUGCGGACUGUUCGACGAGUGCCAGAGAUUUCUCAAGGCUAUGACUAAGGAGAGUUUGAAGAAAGGAAUGCCUGACAUUCCCUACAGUUUUGCGAUUGGCGGAGACGGUACUGUCUACGAGCUACGUGGGUGGACGAAAAAACCUGAAAUGAGCGAAAAAUAUCCACAAUUAGAUGGAGCUGUGAUAGAAAUUGCUCAUUUUGGACAGCAAGGUUCUCCACCACCACUAACUAUGGCCAAUGCUGCUUGGGAACUUGUCCAAUACGGUGUGAAAAUAGCGUUCAUGAAGAAUAAACCUCGAUUCUACACGGACUACCAUGAUUAAACAUUAACUGAAUAUUUUUAUAAGUGUAAAUAGGGUGUAAAUAAUUGUGCCUAAAUCGUUUAUAGUGUAUCCAUGUUGUUAGUAUUUACGUAUAAAUAUUUGUUAUUAUUA